AUGCCCCUCUUUGCUUUUGGCUCCAACGGUUCCGGACAGCUUGGCAUCGGACACCUCGACGAUGUCUCUGUGCCGACACGGUGUUUGUUUUCCAGAGAAAGGAGCGACGACAAUGGCCAGGAUCAAGGCCAAGGCCAAGACCAAGGCCAGGGUCUGGGCCAAGUCGUCCGCAUCGUCGCGGGCGGGAAUCACACCGUGAUCCUCUUCGACAGCGGGGCCGUGUAUGCCGCGGGGUCUAAUGAGAACGGGCGAUGCAGCCAAUUCGGCUCUGGCUCUGGAUCGAAGAAGGAUGACGAGGAUGAGGAAAACCAGGCUUCUCGAUCCGACUCAGGAGAGUCGUCGUCGUCGUCGUCGUUGCUAAGUUUCACUCGGGUGGUCCUGCACCUCGAAGGAAGGGUCAUCGACCGCUUCCGCGCCGUGUCAGCGACGUGGGAAGCUACUUUUCUGGUUCCUGCCCAUGAUGACAGCAACGAAGAUGCUGAAGAUGAGAUCUUCGUGCUGGGAGCAGGCACGAAAGGAGAGUUGGGGCUUGGCCCGAAUCAGACGGAGACGUCCGGCGGGCCAGCAAAAAUGUCAGAUUUUCCGCCCCGCGGGACGCGGAUUGCUGCCAUUGAGAGCGGGAUGGGCCAUACGGUCGUCGUUCUGUCUAAUGGGGACGUCUACGGCUGGGGAGCGGCAAGGAAGGGACAAUUGGGACGGUCAGCGUCACACAAGAAAACUCUUUGGUCACCGGAGAAGAUCGGGGAUGAAGAAAUCUCGUUCCCGGCUACGGGUGCUGCCUGCGGGCGGGAAUUUACUAUCAUCACCGGGGACAGAGAACGUGGUGACUUUGUGAUCCUCGGAUCAGACAGAUGGAAUAUCUUGUCUGGUGCUCCUCAGUCCGUCAAGGGAGGCUCUGUAUCUGCCAGUUGGCACGGGAUCUAUGUACAUGAGUCGGAUCUAUCUAUCAAAGCCUGGGGCCGGAAUGACCGUGGCCAGCUCCCUCCACCGGAUUUCCCCAAGGCCGCUCAGAUAGCGGCUGGUAGUGAACAUGUUGUCGCUCUGCUUCCAGAUCAGACGGUGGCGGCUUUUGGAUGGGGAGAACAUGGGCAAUGUCAAUGGGAGGUGGAACCAGAUUCCACUUGCGGUUGCUGA
Messenger RNA from Rasamsonia emersonii CBS 393.64, 1134 nucleotides. RefSeq names its product Alpha-tubulin suppressor protein Aats1. Gene Ontology annotation, molecular function: guanyl-nucleotide exchange factor activity. Gene Ontology annotation, cellular component: cytoplasm. Bases 1 to 1134 code for a protein of 377 amino acids. The transcript has 2 exons. The record is from RefSeq and is a predicted model, not a curated record. NCBI's taxonomy places the organism in Eukaryota, Fungi, Ascomycota, Eurotiomycetes, Eurotiales, Trichocomaceae.